AUGAUUGACCAAGUCUUUUCCAUUUCAUUUUGUUUCAAGAGACGUCAAGGAAUGAAAAAGCGAACAUGUUCUGGACAUCGUAUUUGUGUUGUAUUGAUAUUGCUGAUUGGUUUGAUUGUUAUUGCUCAAAUGAUUUAUUCUGCCUAUCAAGUCAGCAGAACAAAAUCAUUUCUGGAUGAUUCAAUCAAAGAAAUGAAUCAAGAAAUUUAUCCAAAAGAAAUUUCUCUUUAUUUUCAACAUCUUCUCCAACAAUUCGAACAACUUGAUCAAUAUUCGACACAAACUAAUUCCAUUUUGAUCAAGGCAUCACAUUCGAUGUUCGUCAAAGCAUUUAACCAGAUUUUUCAAGAAAAAUAUUUUCUUGACGAAAUUCGACAAUCGGCAACUGGUAGCGUUGUACAUAUCCACGAAUUGAAUAUACUUAUUAAUCAAGAAACAAGUGUAUUACCAGAAACAAUUGCUCUUUUUCGAGAGAUCCAAAAUGAAAAUCAAAGAAUGAUUGAUGAUUUAAAACUACCAUUGCAAGAACUGUGUGAUUAUGCCAAUGGAUCUGAGCCAGAAAUCGACGACACCAUUUUCGAUGCAUUAAAUCUUGUUCAUCAACAAUUGAGAAAAUUGAUCGAUACAAUUCAAAAUGAUAUUCUUAGUCAUAUAACACCGUGGCAAAGUGCAAUGUUAAUGAAUAAGGAUUUAGAAGAUCGAGUUCGAUGGAAAAAGAAUCGACAAAAUGGUUGGAGAAGACAAUCUCAAUCAUCAACUGACCAGGAAGAAUCAGUGUCAAAUGUGCAAUCAUCUCAUUGUUCUCCAAGGGUAGUUCUCUGUUGGAUGCGAAUAGUCUUUACUCUAAUGAUGAUUAUGUUGAUUGUGCUUGUUCUUCUCACCGGUGCUUUGUAUGGUCUUGAUCUUGUUGCUCAAGGUACUUGUCGAACAGUUCACGAUGAUCAACCAUUUCUUGUUUCAUUUUUAACCGAUCAACUGCUUGGAACAAAUUCAAAUGACUUGAUUAUUGGUGAAUCAGAUGUACAAACAACAUUCACAACUAUGAUCGACGAUUGUCGGAAUCAAAUACAUUUUAGUCAACAUUUUCUAAAGUAUCAUUUGAGUCGUUUGGAAAACGGUACUGAUCAUGCGAUGAAUCAGCUAAAUGGCAAAAUCUUUGACAAAUUCAACGCUUCAAUUGUCGAUAUUGAUAUUGGAUCGGAUCGCGAUCGUCUUGCUAAAUUCUCUAUUGCGAUCAAUUCAACCGAUAUCCAAGGCACAGUACAGCAGAUCGAAGAUGAUUUGAAAACAAUCGAGACACAAUUCGAAAAGAUAACUGUUUCUGUUCCAACAUUACCGGCCAAUGUCGUCAAUCAAAUUGUCGAUGAUGUUAGUAUUCGAAACCUAUAG
Messenger RNA from Didymodactylos carnosus, 1389 nucleotides. NCBI's taxonomy places the organism in Eukaryota, Metazoa, Rotifera, Eurotatoria, Philodinida, Philodinidae. The record is from the annotation of a GenBank genome assembly.